This is a messenger RNA of Triticum dicoccoides, 1117 nucleotides long. RefSeq names its product GDSL esterase/lipase At4g01130-like. Bases 1 to 891 code for a protein of 296 amino acids. The transcript is spliced from 4 exons. Gene Ontology annotation, molecular function: hydrolase activity, acting on ester bonds. The record is from RefSeq and is a predicted model, not a curated record. NCBI's taxonomy places the organism in Eukaryota, Viridiplantae, Streptophyta, Magnoliopsida, Poales, Poaceae.
AUGGAGUCUGGAGCGGUUCAGUGUGUCUGUCAGCUGCGGGUGUGGCGCAUCAGCCCGACGGCCAAGAUUGGCGUGUCACAGUCUUUCUACACAGUACGUUAUUUCAGUCAUGUGUUACGGCCUCCAGCCCCAGCACCGCUGUAUAAGCAUGGCAAGCUUGGCCACGCCCAACACGACAACGCCGCUGUGUGCUCGCUCGCACGUGGUUUUGCUCCCCGAGAUGAGGACAGCGUCGGCGUGGCAGCUGCUCCUGCCGGCUGCUGCAUCGGCGGCACGGCCGGCGAGGGGUGGCGGUGCAGGUUCCCGGCCGUGUUCAACUUGGGCGACUCCAACUCCGACACGGGCGGCUUCUGGGCCGCCUUCCCGGCGCAGCCGCCCCCGUUCGGCGUCACCUACUUCGGCCGCCUCGUCAUCGACUUCAUAACUCAGGCCAUGGGGCUGCCGCUGCUGAGCCCCUACCUGCAGUCCGUCGGCUCCGACUUCGCCACCCUCGCCUCGACGGCGCUGCCGCCCAACACGUCGCCCUUCUCCCUCGCCAUCCAGCUCCGGCAGAUGAAGGAGCUCAGCAGCAGAGCCAUCGCCUCCGAUGACGCCAGUGGCCAGCUUCCCCCGCCCGGUGUUCUCCGCGAUUCUCUCUACACGAUCGACAUCGGCCAGAAUGAUUUCACCUCCAACCUGGCGUCCCAGGGCAUCGAGCGUAUCAAGCGAACGCUUCCUUCGAGCGUGUCAAGCAACAUCGCAAGUGCGACGGCCUGCGGAGACCCGCAGAACUACGUGAGCUGGGAUGGAAUUCAUGCCACCGAAGCUGCAAACAAUAUCAUAGCGUCUGCGGUGAUGAGUGGCGCCUUCUCAUAUCCACCUUCCGGUCUUUCAAAACUUUGCCAGCCAUGACCCCAUAGCCUGAUCACAGCAUAAGUUUACUCAGAGAUACUGCUUGCUCAAACCAAGUUAUCCCGCUGUCAGAUAACAGCGCAAGUUCAGUCAGACACCAAAUUACUCAUUCUGUCAGUUAAAAGAUGUGUAGGAUGAUACAGAAAAUAAGAGCGUCAUAGUAAGUGUGUCCUGUUAUAGACUUGUUUCUGCUAUAAUGCACCACUACUUGUAGUACUGAAAGAUU